AUGACCAGAACAGACACUAUCGCCGCUUCCCAGCCUCCGGUUGAGUCCAUUCCUCGCGGCACGGCUCAGGUAGAAAUCAAAUUCUACAAAGCACCAGUGGAUGGCUCCCAACCAUUCCUAUACAAAGGGACGCCACCAGAGGGGUUGCCCGCGAUGAAUUACACCGAGCCUGAGCUGCCCGUCACGCUCAACGACAUCCGCGGCCGCGAGGACGAGUUUUCCCUGGACAAAGAUGCGUUCCAGCCACUCCAGGGUGUUCUCCGUGUACCAUACGAGGCCAUUCAGUCCGAGGAAACAAUCCAGAGCACCUGGUACCCAGCGGUGGAGGAAUUCCUGCUAGACUCGAUCAAGGGCGCCCACCGAGUCAUCAUUUUUGACUACGUUAUCCGGAUGGAAAGCGUCGAUACGCACCGCAAACCACUGCAUACGGCGCAUGCGGACCAGACGGCGCAGGCGGCGGCCGCCCGCGUCCGGCUUUGCAUUCCAGACCCUCGCGAGGCUGAGCAGGCCCUCCGCGGUCGCUACCGUAUCAUCAACGUGUGGAAGCCAUUGAAGGGUCCUGUGCAGUCGUGCCCACUAGCGUUUGCGAGGGCGGGCUCCGUUCAAUCGACGGAAUUGGUUCCUAUCAAGUUUCAUCAGCCGCACCGCACCGGAGAGAUUAUUGGCGUGGCAUUUAACAAGGCUCAGGAAUGGCUGUAUUGGUCUGGUAUGCAGCCGGAUGAAUGUUUGCUGCUCAAGUGCAGUGACUCCGACGAAUCCGUGGCCGGUCGUGUGCCUCAUUCCGCUUUCUACGACCCCAGGACCCCACCGAAUGCCCCCGGUCGCGAAAGUAUCGAGUUCCGGACGUUAGUGCUGGGAUAG
Aspergillus steynii IBT 23096 is the source of this 861-nucleotide messenger RNA. Its product is annotated as methyltransferase. The record is from RefSeq and is a predicted model, not a curated record. Lineage: Eukaryota; Fungi; Ascomycota; Eurotiomycetes; Eurotiales; Aspergillaceae. Gene Ontology annotation, molecular function: oxidoreductase activity. The transcript has a single exon. The coding region runs from base 1 to 861 and encodes 286 amino acids.